AUGGACGAAAAACUAAGCGAAACCAAAGAAGAGGAACCCGAGAAGAAUAGAAAAUGGCAUGGCAUAUUUGGGGUAGGAUACAAGUUACUACAAGUAUAUUUAUUUUUAUUUGUAUUUUUCAUAUCAAUAUGUGCAUUUUAUUGGGGAACUUAUUUCCAUAGAUUUGGUCGAUUCAAGAACCUUGAGUUAUUGGUUGUAUCCGACGAUAUAUCAUUUACCACGAGUAAUGGGACUGAAGUGAGGCCCUUGAUAUAUGAUUCGUUAAGAGAUAUGUUUACAAAUAAUGAAACCAUAAACAGGCUUGGUGAUUGGAGAUACAUGAGUACUUCUGAAAUAAGUGAGCUAGCAUCAAAACAUAAUAGUUCUAAUUAUGACGAAGUUGUCAGACAGGUACAUCAUCAAAAAUAUUGGGCUGCGUUUUACAUUGCACCAAAUAGCACCCAAUUAAUUUAUGAGAGUAUGGUUAAUCAAAAUGUAUCAUUGAUUGAAUCACAGGCAAUUGACCAAUUAAUCACCUGUGUUUAUGAAAGUGGACGUCAUUAUUCUGCAUUGAGUCAAUAUGUUACAAAAAAUUUAUAUUUAAUCCUGGAUACUUGGACAAGUUAUUAUGGAGGAUCGAAAGUUUAUAAUCCACUAGUCAGUGAAAUUCUUACUAGAGAUGAGAGGUCAGAUUUAAUGCAAAGUGAAAAUGGUACCACUAUAAUCAAUGAUAAGCCAAUGAUGCGACUUUUUGAUAAUAGGCCAUCAAGUUCACCUUCAAUAUUAGGGCCAUCAGAAUUAGGUUUAAUUUAUGCACAAAUGUUUUCAUUUCAUCAAUUUAAUCUAAGUGUUGAAGUCUACAGUUUUUUAAGGAAAAAUUUAAAGUAUAAACAUUUUGUUAUUUGGAGAAUUAUAGCAGCCAAUGUCAAUUGUUUUAUACUUGCAUUGAUUUAUUCAUUAAUUACGAUUGCAUUUAGAACUCCAAUUGAUGUGGCAUUUGGCAAAGCAGGAUUUUUAGUACUUUGGAUGUUUAUGUAUUUAUUUAUUGUUGCUAGUGCUUCGAUAAAUGAAUUAGUUGGUACAAUAAUUAUGUUUUCAGGACAGAAGCAAUGGAUACCAGUAUGGUUAGUUUCAUAUUUGAUAUUUAAUAUAUCGGUUACAUUUUCACCAUUAGAAUUAUCACCAAGAUUUUAUCGAUAUGGAUAUGUUAUGCCAAUGUUUAAUGGAUAUGAAGCAUUGAAGGUUGUAUUCUUCAAUACAUGGAAAGGACAUCUAGGUAGAAAUAUAGGAAUUUUAAUUAUUUGGAUUGUGGUUAUGUCAAUACUGAUGAGUAUAAUUGCAGUUUAUGUUGAUAAAAAGGUUAAAAAGGCAAGCCAAAAAACUAAAUAG
Molecule: messenger RNA, 1368 nt
Organism: Hyphopichia burtonii NRRL Y-1933
Lineage: Eukaryota; Fungi; Ascomycota; Pichiomycetes; Serinales; Debaryomycetaceae
Gene: SNG4
Product: Sng4p
Exons: 1
Coding region: 1-1368 (455 amino acids)
Cellular component (GO): membrane
Source: RefSeq, a predicted model, not a curated record